CCCCGCCCCUCUCGGCGAGUCUCUCCAACCGGCUCGCCCGGGCGGCGGGAGCGGCUGAAGCCCUGCACGCCCCCUCCCGCUCAGCGCCGUGGAGGACGGAGGGGGGACCCUCUCCAGGGGCUUUUGCGCCCUCCGCGGGAUGAUCUUGCGCACCAGCUCCAUCUUGCCCAGCGCGGGGCAGCUAGCGGGGCUCGUCCUCCUUGCGGCCCUUGCGCCUUUCCUUAGCAGAAGCGCGGGGCUGCCGGGCUGCUGCUGCCCUUCUUCCCUCCCUCCCGGUCUAGCGGCCGAGGCUGGGUGACGCUAGCCCAGGACCCGGCGCAAGGCUGCAAACCGCUGGCCGCGGCUCCCUCGCUCAGGAGCGACACGGAUGUCGGUCUCCAGGUGCUGCGGCGGCGGGGCUCGAGCCAGGCGUCCUUUGCAGGGCCGGGACUGGAAAGUAUGUAUGACCAAUUGUCCCACACUAAUUGUUAUGGUUGGCCUCCCAGCAAGAGGAAAAACUUACAUCUCAAAAAAAUUGACCCGCUACUUAAACUGGAUUGGAGUUCCUACAAAAGAAUUUAAUGUUGGCCAGUAUCGCCGAGACUUGGUAAAAACAUACAAGUCCUUUGAGUUUUUCCUGCCAGACAAUGAAGAAGGCCUGAAAAUCCGAAAAAAAUGUGCCUUAGCAGCACUGAAUGAUGUACAUCGUUAUCUCAGUGAAGAAAAAGGGCAAGUGGCAGUGUUUGAUGCUACAAACACUACAAGAGAACGCAGAGAAACCAUUCAUAAGUUUGGGGAAGAGAAUGGGUACAAGACCUUUUUUGUUGAGUCAGUGUGUGUUGAUCCAGAAGUCAUUGCUGCAAAUAUUGUGCAAGUGAAACUGGGCAGUCCUGACUAUAUUGACUGCAGUAGUGAUGAAGCUACAGAAGACUUCAUGAAAAGAAUUGAGUGUUACAAGAAUUCAUAUGAGACAUUAGAUGAAACCUUAGACAAGGAUCUUUCUUAUAUUAAAAUAAUGGAUGUUGGACGGAGUUACCUUGUGAAUCGAGUAAUGGACCACAUCCAAAGUCGGAUUGUUUACUACCUCAUGAAUAUCCACGUAACUCCUCGUUCCAUCUACCUCUGUCGUCACGGAGAAAGUGAACUAAAUCUGAAGGGAAGGAUAGGAGGAGACACAGGGUUGUCCCUCAGAGGAAAAGAGUUUGCCAAGGGUCUGGCACAGUUUAUUAAUGAACAAAACAUCAAAGACCUGAAAGUAUGGACAAGCCAGAUGAAAAGGACCAUUCAGACUGCAGAGGCCUUGGGAGUGCCUUAUGAGCAGUGGAAAGUUUUGAACGAAAUAGAUGCGGGAGUCUGUGAAGAAAUGAUGUAUGAAGAAAUUCAAGAAAAUUAUCCAUUAGAAUUUGCAUUGAGAGACCAGGAUAAAUACAGAUACAGAUAUCCUAAAGGAGAAUCCUAUGAAGAUCUUGUUCAAAGAUUGGAACCAGUAAUUAUGGAAUUGGAAAGGCAGGAAAAUGUGCUUGUAAUCUGUCAUCAAGCUGUUAUGCGCUGUCUACUUGCUUACUUUCUGGACAAGCCUGCAGGACAACUGCCUUAUCUCAAGUGCCCGCUGCAUACUGUCUUAAAGCUAACCCCAGUGGCUUAUGGUUGCAAGGUGGAAUCUAUAUUUCUGAAUGUUGAAGCUGUAAAUACGCACAGAGACAAACCACAGAAUGUAGACAUUUCAAGACCUCCAGAGGAAGCCCUUGUAACUGUCCCUGCUCACCAGUGAAUCCUGUGUCCUGAUCAGCUAUGAAACCCGUGAAUGUAUGCAUUACCCGCUCACGAGAGGAAGCCUUGAAGACAGUACCUAAUCAUUUGUAGCUCCCUUGUCCAACACCACCGUCCCAAACUGCUGAAGCAGUGUCAAGGAAACAACUCAGGGACAUAAGAACAAACAGCCUACAAGGAAGCCAAGCAGCAAUGAAAAAAAAUCAUACACUCCUCUCUGAAUGUGUUUUUCUUUCCUGAGAGAAGGCUUGGCAUUAGAGACUGAAAUUUACCAAGUAUUUAUGGAACAUGGAAUGAAAUUGUUUCUAACUUAAUAUAUGUUAUUUUUACUCCGUUCUUUAUGUAUAUCAAAAAGGUUAUAACACUCUGUUGUCAGUCUUAAUUUCUGUGUCAGCUUUUAAAUGUCAGUGUUCUUCUGGAAUAUUUUUGUAAACUAUUCUUGCUGUGAGAGACCACCAAGCUUCAGACUUCCUUGCUUUAACCUUUGCAUUUCAUACAUUAAAGGCUCUACUUGGUACUGAACACUGACUCACAGAAAAGCUGUGCAGGUGUUUAUCACUACACUCCCACCUUUUAUAAAUGUUUCAUCCUUCUCCCUCAUUGGAUUAUUUUUCAGAAUCACAUUUGGUAGAAUGUCAGCUUGUUUUUUUAAAAUUCACAAAAAUAUUAUUUUUAUUUUAUUUUCAUACUAGUAAAAAUUUAUGCAGACAUCCCCUUCUCCCAGACUCAGGUUUCAGUUGUUCCUAAGAGCAGAAAGGAUAUGGUUCAUAAUUACACGUAGCACAUAAUAAGGCAAUAUAUGAUAUGCAUUAAUAAAGCAGAACAUACAACAAAUGACAAGUCUGUUAAGAAGUACAUGUGAGCUAUUGGCACCUUGUUGAUUUUUUCUUUUUGUGUAAUGGUUCUUCACAUCGCCUGAUUGACUUCUAUUGUGGAUUAGCACUAACACGUGGCAUGGAAGUUGUUUGUAAAUUAAAGUACAUCGGAUGUGUAGGACAAAAGGGAUUCUUCAAUAUACCAGUUUUAUGUAUCUGAUCAGAAGAAGGCAAGAUAUGCAUGUUCAUAAGUGAAAUGUUCUUCAUUCUCACAAAAAAAGAUAUUAUGGAUAUGAUAUUCUGUAGUUCUUCACAUCUUCUUUCAGCCUUACUUGUGUUGGAGACCAAAGGGAAAUGAAGCAUGAGGGGAAAGUGGAGUCCUUCAAGAGGAUUUUCAAAUAUUCUUUUGUACUGGAAGAAUCAAGUAUUGUGUGUGAAUAUCUGAAAUGUAUUUUUCCUACACAGUCCAUUGGAAAAUUCUCUGUGAAAUCACUAGAACUUGUGAAGAACAUAGUCCUGCUGGAAAAUAGUUUCUGCAUGUUUUAUCUGUUAUUCACAGACACAGUCAAGUACGUGUAUAUAAUUCUUUAAAUUACAGCUCUUGAGACAAAGAAAGCUUUUAUCUUCUGCAGUUGGAAUGUUUGCUGUUUUGAUGGUUGUAGUAGUACUUUGCUGAACCUUUCCAGCUCUCUCCAUUUUAAUAAUGUUAAGUAUGGUGCAGUGUACCAGGGUGGCAUUACAAGAGGGAGGGGAUAAAUGUAUUUUAGUUCAUGUGGAGCUGGGUGCUAUAAUAUAACCUGUAGUUGCGUUGUGAAUUUCUUCAAUAAGCUAGUUCUAGCAAUAUAUUCAGUGCUCUGGAGAUAAGCCAUAAAGUGAGAUUUAGUUCAGAAGAAUAAAGACUAUAUUGUUAAACUCUCAAUGGCUUAUAAACCAAACACCUGUCCAAAGUGCUUUAAUUUUUUUCCAUUCAGUAAGAUCAUGUGCAUUUAUGUGGUCAUGUAUUUAUUCUGGUAGGUUCCACUUAGUGGAAGCGGUAAGAUUUGAGAGCACUGUUGAAACACAAUUAAAUGACAUACAUGAGUUGGGGGUUUGUACCAUUCUGUAAAAGUUUUCUGAAUUUACAGAUGAGGCCUGUAAGCAAACUAGUCCCAAUUUCUGUGUACCUGAAUCACAGAGCAUGAAGAAGUUUGCUAGAUAGAAAGCCAUGAGAUAGUUGAAGUUCUGCUCAAAGAAAAUUGUGUAGGUACAACCUUGGAACCACGUAUGGUAGGUAUAGUUCUUGUAAAACACACAAAUAUUGUUCUCUAAGUUAAUAUUUCUGUGUAAAAUGUUCCAGUAACCUUUCCUUAACAAGAGAGAAGUGUUUUGUUUUUCUUACUUUCUAAUCUUCAUGUUUUUCAAUGUGUUAAAUUUUGUGGCUAAAUAUUUUAUGUAUAGUAGAUAUUUUUAUAGGCUACCUUUAAAUAUAUUGUAAUAACAGUGGUUUCUCGUAAACAGAUGGAUGUACAAUUGAGAAAAAAAAUUGUAUGCAAGUGUAAAUAUAAAUAUGCUAAUACUUGAAAAUGAAAAACUAGGAAUCUGUGAGUUCUAAUUUAAGCUGUGAUCUUAAGCACACAAUGUGGAAAUAAGUUUUGAAAGUUUAUUUUAAAGCUCCUUUUGCAAUUGACUACUUGCUUCCAAGUAAAUUUAGAAAUGGGAUUUUGAAAGCCAUCAUCAGUUCCAUUGAAGAUCAAGAGAUAUAUAGCAUUGGUUGGCUCUUCAGGCUGUUUGUACAUUUUGAAAUAGAAAGAUGAUUGCAGUAAACAUGUAUUUUUAAAAUGUCCGUCAUAUUGGUGCAUGUAUAAGGGACCCCAAUUGUUUUGGAAAAUAUUUUUAUUCAGAUUUGACUGUUAAUUAAUUUACCUAGUUAUAAUAAAGUCCUCAAAAUAUUUAGCAUUCAACUUAAUGUUAAAAGAGAUAUUAAUCUAAUGUAACAUUCAUUUCAAAGUAAUAAAGGUUUGAUUUCAAGUGUUA
Messenger RNA from Sphaerodactylus townsendi, 4577 nucleotides. It is a transcript of the gene PFKFB4, whose product is annotated as 6-phosphofructo-2-kinase/fructose-2,6-biphosphatase 4. Bases 368 to 1750 code for a protein of 460 amino acids. The transcript has 15 exons. Lineage: Eukaryota; Metazoa; Chordata; Lepidosauria; Squamata; Sphaerodactylidae. Gene Ontology annotation, cellular component: cytosol. The record is from RefSeq and is a predicted model, not a curated record. Gene Ontology annotation, biological process: fructose 2,6-bisphosphate metabolic process; fructose metabolic process. Gene Ontology annotation, molecular function: 6-phosphofructo-2-kinase activity; ATP binding; fructose-2,6-bisphosphate 2-phosphatase activity.